ACGUCCAAUUCAAAGACACAGUUGUGAAUGUGACACAAUCACAAGGGUGUCACAUUUUCACAAUAACAUAAAGUAGGAAAUCAAAUCAAAUUACCCGUUAAAGACAUACAAAAGGAGAAGUGAGAAAAAGUGAAAACAGAAACAAUCUCAAAAGAUGGAGGAGGAGAGGGUAUCUGUAGUUACUUUAAAAGCACACAUAUACUUCCUCUUCCUCCUCCUUCUGCCCUUUCCACUCCUCCGCUCACCUCACACCACCGGAUUCUGAUCACCAUGCAACUCUCAUCGCUAUAAAAAUCACCUCCAUCGCUGUCCGGGUCGCACACAUCCCACAAGUCUCUGUUUGACUGGCUGAGGUGAAUGAAGAUAUUCUAAGAGCUCGUGUCAGCGGAGAUGUUGGCAGGUGCGUUAGUUCUGGGCACCAUCCUCACAGCUUUACCAGGUAUCCAGAGCAGGUGGAGUGUGUCAUUUUCUAGGAGGGAGAUCUGUGUGUGGGCAGGAACAACUGUCACUCUGCCCUGUCGUUAUGACUACCCAUCAGGCCAUACUGUGAAGAGAGUCAUGUGGUUCCGUGUGUCUGCGGAGGGUCGCAGGGAGUUCACCCACCACACGGACUCAAACCAGAUCAGCCUGUCAUACCGCGGACGCACACGCUACAUUGGGGGCAGCUAUUCCAGCUGUUCAGUCCAAAUUCGGGGUGUGAAGCUGAGUGAUGCGGGCCAGUACCACUUCAGGUUUGAGACAGACCAACCACUGGGCAGAUGGACCUCCCCUGACACCAUCACUCUGGAUGUAACAGACCUCCAUGUCCUGGUGCAUCCAGCCAGGCCUGCCAACAUGUUUGGCUUUGGAGAGACGGUGUUUGUAGGCUGCCAGGCCAGAGGAUGCGCUGCUCCAGGAAGGAGCCUCGCACUCUACAGGAAUGGACUAAACCUCGGCUCCUAUGAGAAAUGGAUGAUUAUCAACCGCUUUGACCAACAGCAUGCUGGAGCGUACGCCUGUCGACCAAUCCCACCUCAAAAUGUACAGUCCCCAUCCCUCUCCCUGGCUCUGGGACACGGCCCUCACUCCACCUCCAUAGCAGUCUUUCCAGUAGGGGAGGUGUCCGAGGGGGGGUCUGUCACUCUGACCUGCAGUAGUGAUGCAGCUCCGCCUGUGGAGAGCUUUGCCUGGUUUAAAGACAUGGAGAGUGGCAGCAUCCCAGACAGUUUCAGGCCUCAGCUCCAUCUGUCCCACCUCAAAUACUCAGACAGAGGAGAAUACUUCUGUGUGGCACGUAACUCACUGGGAACAGACCGCUCCAAUCCACUGCAGCUCAAUGUCACUUACGCUCCGAAGAACACACAUGUGCUGGUGAGUCCUCGAGGUGACAUCAGAGAGGGUUCAUAUGUAAACCUGAGCUGUGUCAGCCACGCCAACCCUCCUGCCAGCAGGUAUUCUUGGUAUCGUAUCCUAGGUGAUCAGGUGUUGGCUAAAGGAACAGUUCAGAACCUGACGUUCCUUUCGGUGCGUGCUCACCACGCUGGUCAGUACUACUGCACAGCGUCGAACCGAUUAGGAUACCAAACCUCCCCUGCUGCAACACUCACUGUUCUCUAUCCUCCUAAGAACACCUCAGUUCUGGCUCGUCCCUCCAGUGUGGUGGAUGCUGGCCGGCCGUUGACUUUGACCUGCAGCAGUCAGGCCAACCCGGCAGUGGACAACUUCACAUGGCACCGAUUAGCUCUGGACGGGGGCUCUGUACAAUCGUGGGGCACAAAGUCUGGUCCCGUUUUCACCUUCUCAGAGGUCGGCCCCGGAGAGAGCGGUCAGUACUACUGUGAGGCCAGGAAUCGGAUCGGAACCCACAGCUCUCCUGUCCUCACUGUGCGAGUCAGAGGUCGUCUUAAGGUCAUUGCCCUGGCGUCGGCGGUGGGCGUGUCUGCUGGACUCAUCACUCUUACCGUGGCCAUAAUGAUCAGUAAGAACAUGCACCGAGUAGACAUGGAGUCAGUAGAAAUAGCAAACAAGCGUCCGUCAGUGACAGCUGACACCAUGUUCUAUGAGUCAGCCCAACAGAACUUCUCAGUGAGAAAGGGCAAGAUGUCCGACAUACCGGAAGAGCCAGAUGACUUGAGUGACAGCUCCUACCCCUCCAUCAUUCCUCUAAAGGAUGCUCCACCAAUCACAGAAGUUGAAAAAGGCAGCUCCGCCCCCAACUACAUCACCGUCCACUACUCCAGGUUGUCCAGUGGCGACCAGGUGCAGGUCCACAGCCUGCCACUAGGUGGUGAUAAAAAACCAAAGGACUCAUCCAAAGUUGUUUACACCUUACUGCCCCAGCCUCGACACUGAACACAAGGAAAAAGCUGACCAGCACAUCAGUCUUCCUCAUGUCAACCAGUCACUUUGCUUCCAUCCGUCCACAGAGGACCGUGGAAACCAGAAACUGCUCCUCGUGAACUCUAAAGAUGCCUUACACGGUUCUAGGUCGGACAUGUUGUUCUGGGAUUCUCCAUGGUUCUUCAGACCAUAAGGGCAACAUGUGGUCUUGCUACUGACUGGGAGUCAUGCCUCUACACUGUGUUGCAUGUCUCUCCUGUUUUUCCUAUGCAUCUUACCACAGCAUGAUGUCUGAUGAAGUCCUAAAGGGAAGAGGUGAAAAAAAAGGAACAUCAACACUGAUAGCCAUGUUUUACUUGCCUUCAUAUCCACAGCACAGGUUAUAACUACUGUUGCUUUUCAGUUGAUGCUCGACACUGAAAUUUGCAACCAAGAAUAUGUAGAUGACAUAAUAUGACUGGUUGCUGCAUUAACCUUUGCAUCCUCAGAAAACUGAAAAGUGAUAAUCAUCUGUAUUCAAACAUAAAUGUCUCCAAUAAAAAUGUCAGUUUGGUAUUAAUCAUAAUAGUGAAAAAUGCAUCUAUAGAUAAUAUGAAAUAUUUGACACGUGAAUUUCCACAUGUAUUCAACAUGUUCUAAAUAGGAUUGUUCUGAUUGCUGAUGCUGAAACAUUAAUUCAGUUUAUACAGCUUGUUUCCAUUAAAUCAUUCUUUCCAUUUUUAUGUAGUGUGAGCUAGGCCAGCAAUAAUGCAAAUUACAUGUUGUAGUUUGUUACAUUGAAGGAAAAUAAAAAAAAUGUAAUAA
Seriola aureovittata is the source of this 3123-nucleotide messenger RNA. Its product is annotated as B-cell receptor CD22. The transcript is spliced from 19 exons. Lineage: Eukaryota; Metazoa; Chordata; Actinopteri; Carangiformes; Carangidae. The coding region runs from base 391 to 2331 and encodes 646 amino acids. The record is from RefSeq and is a predicted model, not a curated record.